AUGGGUGAAUGGAUAGAACUCUCUAAAUACCCGCAACCAACACAAACUGGUCAGUGUAACCGUGUUAAAUAUGAGCUGUCAGAAAGUCCUUAUGGCGAAAUAUCCGUAUUGAACAGCCAAGUUGUUAAUGAAGAACUAGCAACGAUAUCAGGAGUGGCUAAUGUCAGCAUUGAUGGAACAGGACAGUUGGAAGUUAAUUACAAUAAUGUAAGCGAAACAUAUUACAUUCUCGCAGUCGACUAUGAUGAAUAUGCUCUUGUGUACAGCUGCUUUAAUAGCGGAAGCGGAAAACGACGAGUCGACAGUUGGGUGUUUAGUAGAACAGGGACUCUGAGUGCAGCGGCCACUAAUGCAAUUAAUCAAGUCAUAAACCAAACACAAGGUCUACUUAAAGAGUAUUACCUACCCACAAGUCAAAGUUUUGCAUCGUGCUUCUACUAUCCAAAGUUUGAUGAACCACAGCAAUUCAUCGAACUGCCUGGCCCUUGCGACACCAGCAUCAGAGGUAUUCCGGACUUCAAUACCACUGCAUAUGAAGGCACGUGGAUAGAAACCGCUAGAUAUCCACAGCUGUGGCAAGUUGGACAGUGUAACCGUGCAAUUUAUACCCCAAUUGAGGGAGGCGGUCUUUCUGUGAUACACAGCCAAAUUACAAAUGGAGAAUUGACCAAGAUACAAGGAAUAGCCAUUGUCGCAAGCGAUGACGGAACUUGGCAGUUGGAAGUUGCUUUCAGUGACAAUAACGAAAUCAGGCGAUCCAACUACUACGUACUGGCAACAGACUACCUCAAUUAUGCACUUGUCUACAGCUGCGCCAAUGUAGACAACGGAAACAAACGACGAGUUGGCAGCUGGAAACUAAGUAGAACUGGAAUACUGAGUAUCCAAGACAAUGCUGCUAUUGAUGCAGUGGUUAGCAGAACUCAAGGUCUCCUUGAAGACUAUUAUCAAAUCACGGAACAGAAUGUUGAAAUGUGUUUCCAAUAUCCCGACAUUGCUCAAAAUGAUGAUAUUAUAAUACCUGGCCAAUGUGACCAAACCAUUUCUGGAGUUGCGUCCUUCGACGUAAAUCAGUUCCAAGGAAACUGGAACCAGAUCAAAAGAUACGACCCUGUUACAACUAUUUGUGUUGGCACGAGAUUUACACCAGAAACCGACAGCAUCAACGUUAUUUCAUAUGAAGUGGUCAAUGGAGAAUUCUCGCUUACGGGAAGAACAGGCAGAUUCAAUUCUACUGAAAGCUCCGGUCAAAUAACUUUAAGCAUGCCAGUUGUGGGUUCAGAAGAAAGUGCUGAUACCAUAGUCUAUAUCCUGGCUACAGACUACACCAGUUACGCGUUAGCGUAUAGUUGCAACAACGUAAACGCCUUUCAAAGACAAGUUCGUGCUUGGCAGUUGAGUCGUGAAAGGACUAUGUCACCAGAUGGAGAGGCAGCCAUCGCAGGUCUGAUACAACAAAGACAAGAGCUCCAUGAACCGUAUUUCAAAACAGUUGAACAACAUGAUAUUUGUCCAGAACCCAGUUCAGCAUUUUUAUUCAAAAGCAGUAUUGUUUUUCUCUGUGUAUGCGCCAUAUUUCAAUUAUUGUUGUAA
Spodoptera littoralis (African cotton leafworm) is the source of this 1593-nucleotide messenger RNA. Lineage: Eukaryota; Metazoa; Arthropoda; Insecta; Lepidoptera; Noctuidae. The record is from the annotation of a GenBank genome assembly.